UCUUGUCCGACCGCAGAUGCUCGCGCUGCCGUCCGGUUUGAUGCUCGCGCUGCCGUCCGGUUUGACUGGCGUUUCGUCAUAAUUCGUCAGCAAAGGCUUCGAAAACGCAACAACUCGGUAGAAUAUGUGACCUAUUUUAUACACGACCGGAACGACCAAAUCUAAACUUCAACCUUGUGUGCUGAACGGCACCUUGGCACUUUGCUUUCUGCUGCGUGACAUAAGGAGUUAAGCGGGUAACGGGAGUGUUUUAUAAAUAAACCUGGCGCGCGUACAGUAGAGACAGUAACGGAUAUCAGCACGAACCUGCUGCGGAGAGGAGCGCCGGCGGGGGAAGGGGGUAGGGGGGGUUCUGAGGUAACGGAGGCACGGAGGGCUGCGGAGCUCGUAUUUUAGUCUGCCUUUUAGUCAGCCCCCGUUUGGAAGUAGAUAGCGCUCCAGCCCGCGCGGGCCGCCCUCAGUGUAGGAGCGUAACGGAGAGAUUAUCAGCUUGCCUCGCGCACACUGCGAAGCCUGCUGAAAUUCCACCAGUCACCCAUGAUGCACGCGUCAAGAGAGCGGACUGGCCGGCCCCUCCAGCUGUGAGUAACCGUGGCGAUGGCUGCCCCUGGCGACGGUGGGCGUUUCCUGGUGAUAUUUGACUUCGACGAGACGCUGGUGAACGAGAGCAGCGACGAUGCCGUGGUGCGCACGGCCCCGGGCCAGGCUCUUCCCGAUUGGCUGCGGGCCUCGUACCGGGAAGGCCAGUACAACGAGCAGAUGCAGCGCGUGCUGGCGUACCUCGCCCAGCAGGGGGUGACAGAGAGUGCCAUCCGUGCCGAGAUCCAGAGCAUCCCAGAAACCCCCGGGCUGUCGGCGCUCCUGGACUUCCUGCGAGCGCACGCGCAGGACUUUGAGUGUGUGGUGCUCUCCGACGCCAACUCCGUCUUCAUAGAGGCUUGGCUUCAGCAUGUUGGCGCCCGGCAACUCUUCCUGGAGAUCUUCACUAACCCCGCCCACUUCGACGACUCCGGCCGCCUGGUCCUCGCCCCCUUCCACGCCCACUCGUGCCCCCGUUGCCCGGACAACAUGUGCAAGCAGCACAUCCUGCGGGACUACCUGGGUCGUCGCAGCGACGAGAGACGGCGGCCCUUCCAGCGGGUGUUCUACGUGGGCGACGGCGCCAACGACGUGUGUCCGUGCCUGGCGCUGGGCACUGCCGACGUGGCCUUCGCCCGCAGAGACUUCCCCAUGCACCGCAUCCUCACACACAUGCAGCAGAUGCCCGCAGCACUCACACACACGCAGCAGCAGACGCCCGCAGCACUCACACACACAGACACACAGACAGACACACACACGCAGCAGCAGACACCCGCAGCACUCACACACACACACACACACACACACACGCAGCAGCAGACGCCCGCAACACUCAGGGCUACUGUGCAGCCGUGGAGCAGUGGACACGAUGUGAUGGAGUAUCUACAGACAGCUGUGGGGGAGAGAUAGAGAGAGAGGAGAGGAGGAGAGGAGAAGAGGAGAAAGAGUGGAGAGAGAGAGGAGGGGAGAG
Clupea harengus (Atlantic herring) is the source of this 1552-nucleotide messenger RNA. RefSeq names its product putative phosphatase phospho1. Lineage: Eukaryota; Metazoa; Chordata; Actinopteri; Clupeiformes; Clupeidae. Gene Ontology annotation, molecular function: phosphatase activity. The record is from RefSeq and is a predicted model, not a curated record.